Camellia sinensis is the source of this 1200-nucleotide messenger RNA. RefSeq names its product Leucine-rich repeat (LRR) family protein. Lineage: Eukaryota; Viridiplantae; Streptophyta; Magnoliopsida; Ericales; Theaceae. Gene Ontology annotation, cellular component: cytoplasm. The record is from RefSeq and is a predicted model, not a curated record. Gene Ontology annotation, molecular function: protein binding.
AGACUCGAAUUUCUCAGAGAAAAUUCCAUGAAACCAAUCGCUUAGUCUUUCUCUGCGUAAAAUCGAGCGAAAAUGGGGUGCUGUAACAGCAAGAACGCCGAUUCCAAGGCCACUCGCAUGGCUCGGUGGCGCUCCACCGGCAUUGUGGCCUUGCGUGACUCCAAAUUGAAGACAUUUCCUGAUGAAGUUCUUGACCUAGACAAAUCUGUACGGACUCUUGAUUUGACACACAAUAGAUUAGUUGACAUUCCUAUGGAGAUCAGCAAAUUGAUUAAUUUGCAGCGGCUGGUUUUGGCAGAUAACGUUAUUGAGCGCCUCCCUCUAAACCUGGGGAAACUUCAAUAUCUGAAAAAUAUGUCACUUGAUAUGAAUCGAAUUACUAUCUUACCUGAUGAAAUGGGUCAGCUGGUGAGACUUGAGAAGUUGUCCAUCUCAGGAAAUUUAUUGACACACCUGCCUGAGACUAUAGGGAGCUUGCGCAAUUUGAUGCUCUUAAACGUGUCAAAUAACAAGUUAGAGUUUCUCCCAGAAUCAAUUGGGAGUUGCUUCUCUCUGGAAGAACUACAAGCUAAUGAAAAUUCUAUCGAUGAACUUCCUUCUUCUGUUUGCAAUCUCACUCACCUGAAGUCACUCUGCUUAAACAAUAAUAAUGUGAAGCAGAUACCUCCAAAUUUGUUGACGGACUGCAAAGCUCUUCAGAAUAUUUCCCUUCAUAACAAUCCCAUUUCCAUGGAUCAAUUUCAACAGAUGGAUGGAUUCCAAGAGUUUGAAACCCGGAGGAGAAAGAAGUUUGACAAGCAAAUUGAUGCAAAUGUGAUGAUCAGUUCUAAAGGCCUUGACGAGGGUGUUGAUCUAUGACACUUGACAAUUGAUAGUUCUUGCUUACCACAUUCUUGGAAUGGCAGGAGGACGACAGUUGAUGCUGUUCAAUGCAAUGAUGUUGUUUUUGACCUCAUCUAGCCUUGGUUGCAGUUUGAGGUUGGAGUUACUUUGGCGUCCAUUACCUCUCUCCCACAUUUAUACAAUAUAUCCAAGCUUAGUCGUAUCACAUUGUAAAUGAUGGUCAUACUGCUAGUUGCUUUGCAAGUAUUUCAUGGGGUUGUAUAUUGUUUGAUGGCUUAUACUAUUGGUUGUAUUGUAACUUUAUACUUAUUCUUAAUUGGUUGUUAUGUUAAUUAAGUGUUAUCGUUAUUUUCUCAA